This is a messenger RNA of Stegodyphus dumicola, 860 nucleotides long. Its product is annotated as putative defense protein 2. NCBI's taxonomy places the organism in Eukaryota, Metazoa, Arthropoda, Arachnida, Araneae, Eresidae. The record is from RefSeq and is a predicted model, not a curated record. Gene Ontology annotation, cellular component: membrane.
UUUAAAUGGCCUUCGAAAAGUAGCCUUGACUUUCAAGUUCCAUCUUCCUUUCUCUUAUCCUAUUAUCGAGUAGUAUGGCUUUUAAAUAUAGUUAUGCUGCAUUAAUACUCCUUUUGCUCCACAUCAAAGCUGGAAGUUAUCCUCAGGGGGCUCCUACGGAUACAUGCGAUACAAUAAGCCCUGCGAGAAGUCUUAGCUUACCGCUGCAGAUGAAUGAUGCGCCCUAUGUGUUACUACAAACAAGUGUUUCAUACAAACCAGGUCAAGUAAUAAAUGUGAAUAUACAGCGACUGACAACUCAUUCGACCUUCGAGGGUUUCUUGGUACAAGCAAUCGACAAAAUGACCGGAAGGCUGAUUGGUCGGUUCUUAGACGCUGAUGGUCUCUAUCUGAUGGAUGAAUGCUCAGCUGUUACUCACAAAAACAACAAACAAAAAACUGCGGUCCAUUUAGCGUGGGUAGCUCCACUCAACCAGAGAGGUGACGUAAUCUUCAGAGGUACAAUAAUCGAGAGAAAAAACAAAUAUUAUGAAGGCCUGAUAUCUCGCUUAGAACCCUCAAGAACAAGAAAAUCUUUGUUUGAUGUCGUUGUGCGUUUAGUCUCCGAACGCAAUGACACAUGAUGGAAAAUACUUCAAUAAAACCUAAACAAUUUUAUAUAUAUGUAAUUGUAUAUUUUUUUUAAACAUUGGAACUUAAAUAUAGUCAGAAUUGUUGUAUUUAAUGUAUAGUGCUUCUAAUGAAAUUUUUAUUAAAUAAUAAAGACAUAUCGAAAUAAUCAAAUGGGGAUUAAAAAAAUUAUAAUGUCUUCCUAAAACCUUAUGUUAGAUUCAGAAUAAAGUGACUGAAACUUUUUGUUU